AUGGACCCAGAACCACAGAGCCAGACACAGGCAUUCCCGCCUUCUACCCGAGGAGACACUACGAAACACGAUGGCAAGCCAAUUGAUGCUAAACAAUCAGAGGCCAGCGAUCAAGCGAAUGCCAAAGCAAGCAUAUCAGUUCCAUCUGGAGCCGGCAUUGCCGAACAGAGAACUCCUGGCGGCAGCACUGAGCUCCCAUUGCAACCAGCAAAACCCUUCGACAUCUUCAAAGACGUGUAUGGAGUUAGUCGUACGCCAGGCUCCCCAAGUUCAGAUACAGAGAACCAGCAUCGACCCAUCACGUCUCCUCUUACUCACCCCAAUGGUGUCUCCAUGUUUCCAGGACUGUCAGUUACGGAGCAAGAAGCCAUGUCUCGACAAGCUUUUGCACAGGCGGAAGACAACAUUGUUGCCGAUAGUGACGAAUACAGUUCCAUAGGUGAUGCCGGAUCUGAUGCCGGAUACGGGAGCGACAAUAUGAGCACUGCAAGUACAUCCAUCGGGUCGUCUGUUCGGGACUACAUGUUUGAGAAUGGUCGUCGCUACCAUAGCUUCCGGGCCGGUGCCUACAACUUCCCCAACGACGACAUAGAACAAGAGAGGGAGGACAUGAAACAUGCAAUGGUGAGACUUCUCUCGGGCCAGAAAUUACAUUUUGCGCCAAUAGACGAAAAUCCGCAAAACAUACUUGAUAUUGGAACUGGCACAGGAAUCUGGGCAAUCGAAAUGGGAGAACAAUACCCCAGUGCUCAUGUCCUAGGCAUCGAUUUAUCACCCAUCCAACCGACAUGGUUGCCGCCCAAUGUUCACUUCAUGGUUGACGAUGUUGAGUCUCCUUGGCUUCAUCCUCAGAAUCAUUUUGACUAUGUACACUCUCGGCACACAGUUCAAGGCAUUAAAGACUGGCCUCAACUUUUUAGUAAUGCUCUCCAGCAUAUCAAGCCUGGAGGCUGGAUGGAACUCCAAGAAAUUCAUCAUUAUCCCCACCAUGCAAGAACAGGAGACGCUGUCCCGCCACACGAGCACCCAGUCGCACAGUAUUGGACAUACAUUAAUGAGGGAUUAGCACAGCUUGGCGUAGACUUCCCUGCGGCAGCAGGAGGUAAACUGGCUACAAAAAUGCAGGCAGCUGGCUUCGUGAACGUCACGGAACGGAUAUUCCAUGUGCCUCUUGGGACUUGGCCCAAGAAUCAAGUGCUUAAGACUGUCGGACUGUACUGGCGCACCAUACUGACGGAUGGCUUACAAGCAAUCGCAUUGGGCCCCAUGUCAAGGGGCAUGGGCUGGAGUCGCGAGCAGAUUGAGGUGUUUCUUGUCGAUGUGCGAAGGGCGUAUAGCGACCAUACGUCCCUUUUGUAUAUGCCUAUGCACAUUGUCUAUGGGCAAAAGCCAUACUAA
Messenger RNA from Fusarium mangiferae, 1398 nucleotides. RefSeq lists its product as uncharacterized. The record is from RefSeq and is a predicted model, not a curated record. The coding region runs from base 1 to 1398 and encodes 465 amino acids. The transcript is spliced from 3 exons. Gene Ontology annotation, molecular function: methyltransferase activity. Lineage: Eukaryota; Fungi; Ascomycota; Sordariomycetes; Hypocreales; Nectriaceae.